AGAGCUACCUCGGAGGAAUCCAGGAGGAAGUAGGCUCUGAUUUCCGGUGUUCUGAUGUGCUUGCUUCUUGACUCUUAAAAGGCAUCAAUGCUCAGGCCCGGAAGUUGCAGAGGAACCGAGCGAAGGGGGCCACGACGCUGAUGCCAGGAUGUAAGCGCAACUCCACCCCACCUUCACUGCGCCGUACGGUCAGCGAGACCAGCCUGAGCUACACCGGCACCCAGGGAGAGGAGCUAAAACACCAUUAUUCCACUUUGCCAGAACCCAGCCACAGCCUGGAGGAUUCUGUGGAGGAGCCUUCGGCCCCCGUGGAAGAGAGGAACGGCAGCAGCAACAUGCGCUACUCUCUCUACCAGUCCCCACAUCUCCUGCUUUUGCAGGGCUACAGUCAGCAGCAUGAUAGCUUAGUUUACCUGCUCAACCGUGAGCAGCACACGGUGGGUCAAAGGACUCCCUCCAGCAAGCCCAGCAUCAGCCUGUCUGCGCCGGAUAUCCUGCCCCUCCACUGCACCAUCAGACGGCUCCGCCUGUCCAGCCACUCUCGUCACUACCAGUCAGAGGAGAGACUCGUCCUGGAGCCUAUCCCUGGGGCCAUCAUCUCCGUUAACUUCUCUGAAGUGGGCAAACCCACGGUACUCCACCACGGAGAUCUGCUUUCUCUAGGGCUCUACUACCUGCUCCUCUACAAGGACCCAGUGCGAGCCCAGCCCCUGCCCACCCAGACCCUGGCCAGGCUCAAGGCUGUGCCACGCCCCUCCGAACCGGUCACCUGCAGGAUGUGUGGCACCGUGCUGAGGGGCAGAGCCCCUCCCUCCUCCAAGCGGCGAGGGGGCUUGCCCAGCCUGAAGGCCCCCCGACGCCAGCUGCACCUGGAGUUUGAGCGGGCAGUGGAGGAUGUGUUGGUGAAGAGGAUCAUGACCUUGAUCGAGCCCGGGGGUGACGACCACAAGCUGACCCCGGCGUUUCUCCUCUGUCUCUGCGUCCAGCAUUCUGCCACUAGCUUUGAGCCAGGAGAGUUUGGGCAGCUGCUACUCAAGUUGACCAAGAUGAUUCAGAGGACCGUCUGGGAGAAAACCAAAGAACUAGCUGAGAAGCAGACUCAGCAUCAAGAUCCCGUCUCCCUAUCCCGGUUUACCAUUGCUGACCUAGUCCCGGACCUACAGCACAUCCUUUUUUGGAUGUCCAACUCCAUUGAGCUCCUGUACUUUGUCCAGCAGAAGUCCCCACUUUACAUCCAGAGUAUGGAGGAAGAGUUGGAUGUCAAGGGUUCGAAGGAGUCACUGUUUUCUUCGACCAUCACAGCCAGUGAGGAAGCCAUGACAGUAUUAGAAGAAGUGGUCAUGUACACCUUCCAGCAGUGUGUUUAUUACAUCUCCAAGUCCCUGUACGUCUCCCUGCCUGUCCUGCUGGAGUGUAACCCUUUCCAUCCAGAGGGCCGAGAAGGCUGGUGUUCAGCCCCUCAGCUGCCCGAAGAGAUCCAUCGCAUCGUGUCCAUCUACCAGGCCACUCUGGACCUUCUACGGCAGUACGAAGUCCACCCAGAGAUCACCUCCCAGAUGUUUGCCUACCUCUUCUUCUUUUCCAACACGCUGCUGUUCAACCAGAUCUUGGACAAAGGGCCUGCCCUGAGCUGCUUCCACUGGCCGAAGGGGGUGCAGGUGUGCGCCCACCUGCGGCAGCUCCUGGAAUGGGUGCAGCGAAUGGGCUUUGGACCCCUGGCGGAACAAUUCUUCAGGAAGCUCUCCUGCACUACCAACCUGCUGGCCACACCAAGUGCCCAGCUGGUGCAGAUGUCCUGGUCAUCCCUGCGGGCCGAAUUCCCGGCCCUGAACCCUGCUCAGCUGCACCGGCUGUUGACUCAGUACCAGCUGGCAUUUGACAUGGGAUCCAUGAGCGCCUGGGAGCCUGGAGAGGAAGACAACCCGGCGGCCUUCAGAACAGAGGAAGUCCUGGAGUCAUAUGAUAACCACCCGCCCAUCGUCCUGCCAAGUGCAGGGUUCAAGGUAGACUUGGAGGUGGACUAUCUGGAUGACAACAUCUACCGGCACCUCCUGUACAUUCGCCACUUCCUGUGGAGCCUGCAGAGCAGAGAUACAAACGCCAGCGGCCUCCCCGAGUUAGAGAGCCUGAAGGGUCCACGCCUCAUGGUGCCUGAAGGGAGCACAGAGGACUGGGGGUGCCUGGGCCCUGGGGACAGUGACCCACUGGAUUUCAGACAAGUUGGUGGUAGGGAGGCCAGGAAUGGAACUGGGACCUUCACCCUUGCUACUAACGGGCCCCCCCCGGCUCAGACCACCAGGGAGCCCCCGCUCCAAGAGAAGUUGAAGCUGCAGAGUGGCCUGGGCCGGAGCGGGCUCAGAGCAAGCUCCUUGCAGGCGGAUUCCUCCUGUCUGCUCACUCCCCCCAACACACCGCUCAGCUUCGAGCCCAGGAGCCAGGACUCACCCCAGCCCAGUGGUGAUUCUGGGAAAGCCCUUGUGGAGCUGAGAAGAAACGGCCUGAACGCCACCAAACCUGCAGCUCAAGAAGGAGACUCUCCCACCCUGUUCGACUAUCCUACCCCAGCUUCCUCCAGCCGUAGCUCAGCCACAGAUGAUUUCUGCUACGUCUUUGUGGUGGAGUUAGAGAAAGGACCCAUUGGCCUGGGGAUGGGCCUGAUCGAUGGGCUGCACACACCUCUCAACUCCCCUGGGAUCUACAUCAGGACUUUGAUCCAGAACAGCCCUGCAGCAUCUGAUGGAAGGCUUUCUCUCGGAGACCGGAUCCUCGCUGUCAAUGGCACCAGUUUGAUUGGUGCAGAUUACCAGAGUGCAGUGGACCUGAUCCGAUCUGGUGGAAAGAAGCUGCGGUUUCUGGUUGCCAAGUCUGACCUGGAAAUAACCAAGAAAAUCAGCUCAAGCACCUCUCCCUCCUAGGUGUGUUGCAUGGGGUGCCUCCCCAGCUCCCUUCUAGAACAAACUGGCAGUCGAGAGGUGGAGGGGUGUCAGGAAAGCCAUAACUAACCUGGUAUAUUUGGCAUCUGCUUUCUAAGCUGCAUUGUUUGUUGUGUGCCCAAGUCUGUAUUUCAUGCAUAGAGACUGUGCUAGGGAAGAAUAGCAAAGUGUUUGUUUAGUGUGGGUGGUUGUUGUUGGCUCCCAUUUGUACAAACUAAACAAUGCAGACAUCAUAUGUGACUCAUCACAGAGCUGAAAGCAUGGAGGUUCAGCUCGUGCAGUUUAUCCUUUCAGUUAUUGCAGCUCCACUUGUGCCCAGUUGAGAAAGUCCCUCAGUGAAAAGCUGCUCUCAUUAUCCAUUACUAAAGUUGAUGAUGAGGAUGAUGGAGUGCCAUGUCGAGGAUGACAGAUAAACCCUGGACCUGAGACUUCAGGAAUGAGAAUCUGUGCCAAAAAAUUGAUUCUAGAUAUAGGGGUUUGCACAGUAUUGCUUAAACCGGCCAGUCCUGUUCUCACUGGGGUACAGGGUGAAACAAGCGAGUAGGCGGGGAGGGAUGUGGGACCCAUUUGUGGCCAAAGUGACUGCAGCAGAAUUCUUGCUGGCCUGUUCACUUCAUGGCCCAUCCAUCCUGACAGUUCUUCCGUCAAGGAAAUGAAACCAUAGUGAGGGCCAUAGUGGGUAGAACUGGGAUUAGAACCCAGGUCUCUUGCUUGUCAGAGUAGUGCUCACACACCAAAGUCCACUCAUGCUGUAGCAUGCUGUAGUGGACCAGUCUGUUCUAAUUCUCCUCAACCAAAAAUACCGGGUUCUUGUACUGGUCCCUUAGAUUUUCAGAAGGGGGACUACGAAAAAAGGCAGGGCUGUGCCAGUACUGGGAAGCAAUGCUUUUUUCCAUACUGGUGUUCUGGCACCCAAUGAUCCAAGUAUAAGCAAGUUCCCUAGUAGAAGGGUAAAAUGGCACUCAGCUGCACCCAGAGAGAAACUUACCUAGCACCCACAGCUCUCCUGAAGGAAGGAAGCUCAAGGCCAGGGAGCCAGCAGCUGAUGGGAUUCUGGUCUUCCUGGUUUAUAAUAAAAGCACACAAAUAACUUUCUACUUUGCUUCCAGGGCCCCAGCCCAGGGUUAUCCAGGUGCCUGAGUCAACCAGAUUUCUGGUUCUUACCCACUGCUGUCAGAAGCUGAGCUUUUUAACAGCUGCCUGGAGCCUGUGAGCCGAGGUAGUGUGAGGUAUUGGAAACCCCUCCCUAUGCAUGAGUCUUGCUUGGCUGCACUGUGGGCGUUACCCUAAGUGCCUUUUCUGGAGAUGUUAAUGGGCAGUGCCAAAUUCAACCUGGCCCCAAAACAAACAUUCCCCUUUUAGGAACUUACUCAUAGUUCAGACCGUUAGUUUGAGAAUUGUCGCCUGGCGAACUUUAUUACCACAAAGCUUUCCAGCCCCCCGGGGAAGAGCAAAGCAAUGGUACAACCUUGUGGCCCAGCCCUCUCACAGCAGCCUUCCAGGGAAUGGAUUUGGGUUGCAAACGAUCAAAGCUGAUUAAAAACGAAGCUCUCGUGCCACAGAAAGCAUUCCCUAAAGAUGGUUGUGGCUUUUCUAAAUCUCAAUGCUGCAAAUGGCAGAUUGAGUCCCCUGCCUCCCCCUCCUCCCCUCCCACAGUUAAUCUAAAUCUCCAAGUUUCUCUCCAGGUUCCAGGCAGGUCUUUUUAGCAAAGUGAGGAGGAACCAGGCCAGAGCCUUGGGCCCAGAAACCCCACAUCAUUUUCUUUUAUGAUGGCAAUUUGUGUCAGAGGCAGGGCAAUGGAGCCAGGGAGACUGAUAAGUCUGGGGCUUUGGUCUCUCAGCCUCAUUUCCUCCAAAUUGGGUACCACCCUAUUGUUUUGUUUAUCUGAGUACUACCUUACUUCCACAAUGAAUCAUUAGCUGACUUGUCAAGUUCCACUUUGGAGGGGUCACUACCAGCAAGACACUUAAUAGAUGUUUCCUCAUUAUUCUUGUUAAUAUUGUACAUCUUACUGUGGAUAAAAUUAUAUCUGAAAAGUAACAGCACUAAAUGUUGCAGAUUUGUUACAGACCUUAUAUGUUUAAAGAUGAGUAAAGAAGAAACUGGUUAUAAUAAAGUAUUUACUUUCUUAUGCUUA
Tachyglossus aculeatus (Australian echidna) is the source of this 5070-nucleotide messenger RNA. It is a transcript of the gene RADIL, whose product is annotated as Rap associating with DIL domain. Gene Ontology annotation, biological process: signal transduction; substrate adhesion-dependent cell spreading; neural crest cell migration. Lineage: Eukaryota; Metazoa; Chordata; Mammalia; Monotremata; Tachyglossidae. The record is from RefSeq and is a predicted model, not a curated record. Bases 141 to 2915 code for a protein of 924 amino acids. Gene Ontology annotation, cellular component: microtubule. Gene Ontology annotation, molecular function: GTPase binding. The transcript is spliced from 14 exons.